Messenger RNA from Stylophora pistillata, 1985 nucleotides. RefSeq names its product vacuolar protein sorting-associated protein 33A. Lineage: Eukaryota; Metazoa; Cnidaria; Anthozoa; Scleractinia; Pocilloporidae. The record is from RefSeq and is a predicted model, not a curated record. Gene Ontology annotation, biological process: vesicle-mediated transport.
GUAAUCAAGAUGGCGGCCGCUGGAGGAAGUCACUUGUCGAAUGGUCGAGUCAAUGUGGGCUUGCUGCGAGAAUGCGCAAGGAGGGAACUUCUUCAUGAGGAAGGCAAGACUGAAAGCAAGAAAAAAGAGUUUACUAUCCUCUUUGUUCCAAGAAAGACUUUAUUAUGUCAAAGAAAACUUGAGGAACUGAAGGUAUCUUUCAUCAACAUUGAUGAAUAUCCUCUUGAGCUGAUACCAUUGGACGGUGAUGUCUUGUCACUUGAGAUGGAAUCCAGCUUCAAGGAGUGUUACCUGGAAAAUGACUUUACAUCAUUAUUUUAUGUUGCUAAUUCCUUGAUGACACUUCAAACAUUAUAUGGCACAAUCCCCAAGAUUUAUGCUAAGGGAAAGAUGUCAAAGCAUGUCUUAGAUAUGAUGAUGCGCAAGAAACGAGAGGCAGCUGAUACAGAAAACCAAGUCUCACCUCAAAUUGACACACUUCUGUUAAUUGAUCGUAAUGUUGACUUACUGACCCCAUUAUUCACUCAACUUACUUAUGAAGGACUGAUAGAUGAAUUGUAUGGAAUACACCACACCACGGCAAAGUUUCCAUCUGAAAGAUUUCCUCAAACUGAAGAGAAAGGACCUGGAGGACUUCAACAACAACAACCCAGUGGACCCAAGAAAGUUGUUUUAAACUCCAGUGAUGAGCUGUUCUAUGAUAUUCGAGAUCUAAAUUUCUCUGCUGUGGGAAUUCACUUGAGCAGAAGAGCCAAACAGAUUAGUGCUGCCUUCGAGGAGCACAAAAGUGCCAAAACAGUUGGAGAAAUGAAGCAGUAUGUUCAGAGGAUUCCAUUUAUGCAAAGAGCAAAAGCGUCUCUUGCAACACAUACGACCAUAGCGGAAAUGAUCAAGGAACAAACUGAUCCGGAAGAAUUCAGAGAGCGUAUUCAAGUUGAACAAGAACUGGCUCAAGGCUUGGACACAGACAAAAUCAACCCGUACAUAGAGAAAUGCUUUGGAUUGAAGAAACCGCUUAUUACCGUGCUACGUUUGUUGUGCGCUCAGUGUUUAACUAAUAACGGUUUUAAACCGAAAAUGUUGGAGUUUUAUUAUCGGGAAAUCCUACAGACAUAUGGUUUUGAGCAUACUUACAGAACGCUUUCUACAUUGGAAACCGCCGGCUUGCUAAGAGCGCAGACGUCUCGAUCUUACAAUUUAUUGCGCAAAUCACUGAAGCUUGUCGUAGAAGAUGUCCAGGAGCAGAACCCAAAUGACAUCGCAUACGUCUUUUCAGGAUAUGCACCGCUCACUGUCCGGCUGGCGCAGUUUCUGGCGCGGCCGCAGGGCUGGAGAGGACUUGAAGAGGUCCUUCGGUUGCUCCCAGGCCCCGCAGUGGAAGAAGUCCAACGGCUGCCACCUGGUCUUCAGAAAAGGUCACUGACAAGCGUAGACGGUUCCAUGGAUGGUCCACCUAAAGUAACAUUGGUUUACUUCAUUGGAGGCUGUACACACGCUGAGAUUUCUGCCCUGAGAUUUCUUGCUCAGCAGGAAAAUAGCCCAACAGAGUAUCUAGUAGCAACAACCAAGAUUAUCAACGGCACGUCGCUAAUCGAAUCCCUCAUGGAAGAAGGCGCCCCUGAUGAAGCCAACCCGUUUUCAUAGUCCAUGAUCUUAGAAUGCUCUCGACAAGAAACUGUUUACGAACAUUUAUGAAUUUAACGUCUCCGCUUAUAUGCGUGAGUGAGUGCGUGAUCACGCGUGUUUUGGCUGUUUCACGAUGUGCAUUCUCGGUUUAGUCUUCGCUUUCAAAUCGAGAUUUAGGCUUUUCAUUACCUUAUUACAUAGACACUAAGUCCCGUCAGUUUAAGAAAAAUCCAUCGUAUACCUACAAAUUUUCAACAAAUGUAAAAAUUUCUACAAAUUGGGGCUCUUUCAGGAGUCACUGCAUGUUCUGAAUAUGAAAAAGGAUUAUUUUCAAAGAAAUAAAUUUAAACAAUUUUGAA